Laccaria bicolor S238N-H82 is the source of this 993-nucleotide messenger RNA. RefSeq lists its product as uncharacterized. The coding region runs from base 1 to 993 and encodes 330 amino acids. The transcript is spliced from 7 exons. The record is from RefSeq and is a predicted model, not a curated record. Lineage: Eukaryota; Fungi; Basidiomycota; Agaricomycetes; Agaricales; Hydnangiaceae.
AUGCCUGAAACCCAGACACACAAGCGUCAUCAGGGCAUCCCUGCUGAUAUACGCGAGAGAAUGAUGAGCUCCCUCAAUGUUCUACGCGACAAAUAUUCCGGAAUAGACAAAACGGAGGAGGAAAUGGCAGAAGUGGAGAAAAAUAUUGACGAAUGUCAUCGCUUUUUGGAAGAAAGAAUAAAAGUGACGUUCUCAGAUGCCUCAAAGGUUGAACUUGAAAACUUGAAUGUCAAGACGGGGCAACUCAUUUUCAACCCUCGCAAGAUCGAUCAGUUGGCACAAGCUCGAGCGCAGCAUGUCGUUGUUGGGGAACAGUUAAAAGACCUUGGCUCUCGAUUGCAAAAGAUCUAUCGGCGCGUAAAUAUGAUGAUUGGGGCUAGGAUGAUUUUCGAAGCCAUUCUCAUGUCAUUGGGAGACAUUAUUACAACACUGUCUCCCAAUCGAGGUUUUGUUAUCAUUCCGGAAAUGAAACCAAAGGAUGCCUUGUUCACGAAUCGAGGAUAUCAGGUGAAAUUCACUGGGACUAUUGACUACGUUGUCAUCCAGUGCGAGAAAGGCAAAAACGGCGACUACCAGGAAUUUCUUGUUGGUGAAACCCGGACUGAACUUGAAGGCGUUUUCCGGCGUGCGGCUGGACACUUCUUCCUCAUAGAAGCCGAAUUGAGAUCACCUGAGUGGGAUGAACUCAUCCCGGAAGCCGUCGCGCAGGCAAUGACGAUUUCGUCGAACGCGAACUUGAAUACUGUUCGCUUCUGCGUUUCAGAUGGCACCUAUUUCGCCUUUUAUGUGUUGAAAAAGAAAAGGGGGGUCUUCACAUACUAUGGAUCAAUCUUUCGGAAAGUUCAUCCAGACGAUGAUAAUUUUGACGACGAGCUUCAAGUGAUUAUAAACCUUCUUCUUGAAUGGCUCCAGCCCACACGAACUGAUUUGUACCAAUUGAAAGAGAACCGUAGUCGAGGUCCCCGAAUGUCCUUCACAUUCCUCCUUCCUUGA